This is a messenger RNA of Papaver somniferum (opium poppy), 1284 nucleotides long. RefSeq names its product histone-lysine N-methyltransferase ATXR6. The transcript has 6 exons. Bases 52 to 1107 code for a protein of 351 amino acids. NCBI's taxonomy places the organism in Eukaryota, Viridiplantae, Streptophyta, Magnoliopsida, Ranunculales, Papaveraceae. Gene Ontology annotation, molecular function: protein binding. The record is from RefSeq and is a predicted model, not a curated record.
UCCAUCUCCACUCUUAGCUCACACACACACACUCUCUCUCUUUCUCUAGCCAUGGCUGCUGCAAAAAUCUUAAAGAGAAAAAGAUUUCAAGCUUUAAAUCCUCUCUCUUCCGCGGAACCACAGAAGAAAACCCAUCAAAAAAUUGAAGAAGAUGAAGAAUACGAUGAUACUCAUUGUGAAGAAUGUGGAUCUGGCGAUAACGCCAACGAGCUUCUUCUCUGUGAUAAAUGUGAUUUAGGUUUUCAUUUAUAUUGUCUCCGACCUAUAUUAGUUUCAGUCCCUAAAGAUUCUUGGUACUGCGCAGCUUGCACCCAAGACAAAAAGCUCAAAAAAUUUCCUCUUGUUCAGACUAAAAUAGUUGAUUUCUUCCGGAUUCAAAGAUCUUCAGAUUUGACUCAGAAGCCGUGUAAGGACAUUAGAAAGAGACGGAAGAGUCUAGUUAUGUCUAAGAAGAAGAGGAAGCUUUUGGCUUUCAAUCCAACGGAGGAUCCUGAAAGGAGAUUGGAGCAAAUGGCUUCGUUGGCUACAGCAUUGACGACAACUGGUACCAAAUUCAGUAAUUAUCUCACAUAUGUGGACGGAUUAGCUCCUAGAUCAGCAAAUAACCCUACUCUCGAGGAUGGAGGAAUGCAGGUUUUGCCAAAAGAAGAUAUUGACACCCUAAACUUGUGCAAGAGCAUGAUGGAAAGAGGAGAAUGGCCUCCUCUUUUAGUUGUCUUUGAUCCACAAGAAGGGUUCACUGUAGAAGCAGAUAAGCCUAUCAAGGAUUUGACUAUAAUUACUGAGUAUACUGGCGAUGUUGAUUUCUUAAAGAACCGUGAACAUGAUGAUGGUGAUAGUAUGAUGACCCUAAUUUCUGCAUCUGAUACUUCACAAAGCCUUGUUAUAUGUCCUGAUAAGCGUGGAAACAUUGCUCGAUAUAUCAAUGGCAUCAACAAUCACAGCCCGGAAGGAAGGAAGAAGCAGAAUCUUAAAUGUGUAAGAUUUAACGUCAAUGGCGAAUGUCGUGUCCUACUGAUUGCAAAUAGAGAUAUAAAGAAGGGUGAACGAUUAUACUACGAUUAUAAUGGACUAGAACAAGAGUACCCAACUGAACACUUUGUCUAAUUUAUCUUAUUUUACUUGCUAAACCUGGAAAAAUUGUGAUACUCCUAUAAGUUGUGUUGUUACCCAUUUUAUUGAAAUCUAACAUAAUCUGUUGAAGCUCAUAUUGGGCUCUGACGACAAAUGUACAAGAACACAAAUUUUCAAGAAAUGAGAAGAGAGAAUUUAGAGGGUACUAAU